Molecule: messenger RNA, 1314 nt
Organism: Capronia coronata CBS 617.96
Lineage: Eukaryota; Fungi; Ascomycota; Eurotiomycetes; Chaetothyriales; Herpotrichiellaceae
Product: peptide-N4-(N-acetyl-beta-glucosaminyl)asparagine amidase
Exons: 3
Coding region: 1-1314 (437 amino acids)
Biological process (GO): glycoprotein catabolic process; protein quality control for misfolded or incompletely synthesized proteins; protein deglycosylation
Cellular component (GO): cytosol; nucleus
Molecular function (GO): peptide-N4-(N-acetyl-beta-glucosaminyl)asparagine amidase activity
Source: RefSeq, a predicted model, not a curated record
AUGGCGGAUCACUCACGGCCGCGCAUUCUCGACGACGAGUUCGACUUUGACGCAGGCGACCUUACCAAACAAUUCGAGCAGUUGCUGCGGACAAGAAGACUGAAUGAACUCGAGGAACAAGCACGAACACCGCGCUCUGCUUCACCUCGGCUGGCACCUCAAUCAUCCUCGCAACAGCCCGCCUCGCCGUACCCUCCGACCCCGAACUCCACGCGCUCUUCGCGACCUUCUCAGCAACAGCCGCCCACAUAUACAUCCUUCCGGAGCCAUCCCAUUGUUCCAUCGCCUCCACAAGAUGCUGCUUCUCUCAAAUUCCGAAAUCUCCUCCUCACUUUGUCCAUGACGCCCACCAAAUACGAAAACCCGGGCCUCCUGGACGAGGCAUUGACCCAUGUUCCCAUCGACCGGAUAUACACUGAAGCCGAAGAAGAACAUAAUCUUAUGAAGGCCAUGGCGGCUUCAAAGGGUGAUAAUGUGAAGCCUGAAUGGGGCUAUCAAGACUGCGUUAUCCGAUCACUGCUAAGGUGGUUCAAAAGGUCCUUUUUCACCUUCGUCAAUAAUCCUCCAUGCUCAAGAUGUAAUGGCGCAACUGUCCCACAGGGCCAAACUCCUCCAACCCCAGAUGAGGUCGCUCGGGGAGCCACAAGAGUAGAACUUUACAGAUGCACAGCUCCUGGCUGUCAGGGCUUCGAAAGGUUCCCUCGGUACUCUGAUGUCUGGACGCUGCUCGAAACCCGAAGGGGUCGGGCGGGAGAAUUCGCCAAUUGCUUUAGCAUGCUGUGUCGUGCUGCCGGUGCCAGGGUCCGCUGGGUCUGGAACAGUGAAGACCAUGUGUGGACCGAAGUCUACAGCGAACAUCAGCGCAGGUGGAUUCACGUUGAUCCAUGUGAAGAGAUGUGGGAUAACCCCAGGGUCUACACCGAAGGCUGGAAUCGAAAGAUUGCCUAUUGCAUUGCCUUCUCCAACGACGGCGCAACCGACGUCACUCGCCGGUAUGUGCGAAAUCACCGCUACAGCCUGCCUCGGACCCGGUGUUCCGAGGAAGUGCUCUUAUGGAUCAUGCACGAGAUCCGCAAAAUUCGAAGAGAAAACACGGAUAAAUCUGUGAGACAAAAGUUGAUGAGGGAGGACGAGCGAGAGGAACGAGAGCUGCGAGGCUACGUCGCCCAGUCUUUGGCAAGCGACAUGCUCAGCUCCAUCCCCGGUUCCGUUAAUACCCAGCGGAGCGACGAGAUUAAGUCUCCCGCCGACAGGCAACAGGAGGCCGCCGUUCAGUGGGCUAAUCAACAGCACAUGGAUUUACCGCGUCGUUGA